GGCCCGGGAGGCCCAGUGAGUACGCGGAGGCGGGCCCGCCUCGCGGGUGUCCGUUCCGGCACCCCGGAGGCGUAGGCAGCGGCUCGACAGCGCUCCCCUCGGCGCCCCGGCCUCGGGUGGCGGGGACUCGGCCUGAGGCGACGGGCCCCACUGGCCGGAGCCGCUGGGCAGAGGGCACGGGAGGGCCGCAUCGCGGAAAGGGCCGCGGCCCGACGCUCGGCGCAAGGCUCGGGGCGGCGGAGAGGGACUUGCACCCGACUCCCAGGCCGGCGGCCGCUGAGCCUCCCGAGACCCCGUGGGGGCCGCUCGAGUGACAGGUUUUGAAGCCGCUUCUCUGCCCGAGUUAGGUUUCGCCUAGCGCAAUUUCUUUCUCUGUGUACUUUGCGAAUAAGUUUCGGAGCAUCGGUUAACAGCCUAUGGGUGAAAUUUGGCUUUCAUUCAUGAAUGAGAAAUUAUUCUUGACAGAAGUAUUUUGAAAGAAAAAUCUUUACGAUGGCCUCAGCAGUACUUAGUUCUGUUCCCACCACCGCUUCUCGUUUUGCCCUGUUACAAGUGGAUAGUGGCAGUGGCUCUGAUUCUGAACCUGGAAAAGGUAAAGGUCGAAAUACUGGAAAGUCUCAAACUUUAGGAAGCAAGUCAACUACAAAUGGGAAAAAAAGAGAGAAAAGAAGAAAAAAGAAGGAACAGCAACAGAGUGAAGCAAAUGAGCUCAGGAAUCUUGCUUUUAAGAAAAUUCCCCAGAAAUCCUCCCAUGCUGUUUGUAAUGCUCAACAUGAUCUUCCAUUGUCAAACCCAGUACAGAAGGAUUCACGAGAAGAAAAUUGGCAAGAGUGGAGACAAAGAGAUGAGCAGCUGACAUCUGAAAUGUUUGAAGCAGAUCUUGAGAAGGCAUUGUUACUAAGUAAACUAGAAUAUGAAGAACACAAAAAGGAGUAUGAAAAUGCUGAAAAUACUUCAACUCAGUCCAAAGUUAUGAAUAAAAAAGAUAAAAGAAAGAAUCAUCAGGGAAAAGACAAACCUCUCACGGUAUCACUAAAAGAUUUUCAUUCGGAAGAUCACAUUAGUAAAAAGACUGAGGAAUUGAGUUCUUCUCAGACUUUAUCACAUGAUGGAGGAUUCUUCAAUAGACUGGAAGAUGAUGUUCAUAAAAUUCUUAUUAGAGAAAAACGAAGAGAACAGCUUACAGAAUAUAAUGGAACAGAUAAUUGUACAGCUCAUGAACACAACCAGGAAGUGGUUCUGAAAGAUGGAAGAAUUGAAAGAUUAAAGUUAGAGCUUGAAAGGAAAGAUGCUGAAAUCCAGAAGCUGAAAAAUGUAAUCACUCAAUGGGAGGCAAAGUAUAAGGAAGUAAAGGCAAGAAAUGCACAAUUAUUGAAAAUGCUUCAGGAAGGUGAAAUGAAAGAUAAGGCAGAAAUACUUCUGCAAGUUGAUGAAUCGCAAAGUAUCAAGAAUGAGCUCACUAUUCAGGUGACUUCACUUCAUGCUGCAUUAGAACAAGAAAGAUCUAAAGUGAAAGUAUUACAAGCAGAAUUAGCCAAAUACCAGGGUGGCAGAAAAGGGAAAAGAAACUCUGAAUCCGACCAGUGUAGGUGAUUACAUUAGCCUUUGAAGUCAACACAAAGUUUAAAACUUUCAGGAUUUUGCAAAGUUGUGUAUAUUUAAUGCUGUGCAACUGCUAAACUAUGCAGUUUUCGUUGAAGGAACUAAAAGCAACUAGCUCCCUAAUGGUCUAUAAUUUUAUUUCUUUUGGCUUAAAGUGAAAAAGAAGAAAUAGAGAAUUCCAGCAGAAUUCAGUGGUUGUCUCCUAUCGAUACUUCUUAUCACUUUAGUUUUUCAUCAGUCAAUAAAAUUAAUUUACUCUUCCACUAA
Pongo pygmaeus (Bornean orangutan) is the source of this 1869-nucleotide messenger RNA. RefSeq names its product G kinase anchoring protein 1 (gene GKAP1). The record is from RefSeq and is a predicted model, not a curated record. Gene Ontology annotation, biological process: signal transduction. Gene Ontology annotation, cellular component: Golgi apparatus. The transcript has 13 exons. The coding region runs from base 493 to 1593 and encodes 366 amino acids. NCBI's taxonomy places the organism in Eukaryota, Metazoa, Chordata, Mammalia, Primates, Hominidae.